AUGGCUUACUCUACCCUAGUGUUGGUCUCUUUCCUCGCUUUGCUGGCCGGAUCUGCCCUCGCCCAGGCCCCGGGCUCCUCCCCAUCCAAAUCCCCCGCCGCGUCUCCCAAGGCGGCCGCGCCGUCCCCCUCCGUGAAGGCUCCCGCCCCCGCCCCCGUUACGCUAACCCCGAAGUCUUCUCCAGUCGCCUCGCCGCCUGCUCCUCCCACCGCCCCCGCGCACGCUCCCACUCACGCUCCCGCCCACACGCCCGCCAUUACGCCGUCGUCGAUCUCCGCGCCGAGCGAGUCUCCGUCGUCCACUUCCAAGAGUGCCGCCCCCGCCCUCAACAGAGUCGCCUUCGCCGGAUCCGCCGCUGUCGUGUUCGUCGCGGCGAGUUUGUUGCUCUAG
Molecule: messenger RNA, 390 nt
Organism: Rhododendron vialii
Lineage: Eukaryota; Viridiplantae; Streptophyta; Magnoliopsida; Ericales; Ericaceae
Product: classical arabinogalactan protein 5-like
Exons: 1
Coding region: 1-390 (129 amino acids)
Source: RefSeq, a predicted model, not a curated record